ACAAAAAGGGUUUCAUAACUUGGAAUACCCAAACUUUCUUAUUAUGAUAAGUGUGUUAAGAGGUCAACAACUCUCAUCCGGAUGUAGUGACAGUAAAAUGACGAAGAAAUGCUUCAUGAAAAACCGAAAAUUCAAUUACAUCUAAGAAAAUGUGUUAACACUUUCUAUAAACGAUCUAAUCAUCCAUAAAAACGAAAUAAAAUUUAAAAAAAUUAACCAAAUAACGUUAAGAAUAUAAAAAAAAGUACCCGCACUCAGAAUUAAAGAAGAGAGAGUUGAAAAUGUUUAGUUGCUUUCGGUUUAGUUCGAUUCGAAUCUUCGCCAAGUGAUCAUCGUUUUUAUUUUUAAUUUUUAACUUUAAAAAUGUUUUUAAUUUUCGUUUUAAUUUCCACAAUCCUCCCUCAAAUAUGUAUAACAUCGAACGACACAAAUGAAAUUGUUAACCAAGACGGUAUUUGGGGUCCGAUUUUAGAAGAUUUAGCAACAAAACCGAUUAGUUAUAGGGAAAAAAGGGUUAUGAGGAUAAUCCCGGUUGGAAACGCUUUCGUACCAUCAACACUAACCGAUAGAAUCUCGGAUGGUUCUCCUUCAAUUACCAUUCAAGAUGACAAAGAAAGUAAAAUUUCACCCGGGAAAGUUUUAAGUGGAAGUAAUCAUCCGACUAAAUUAAAACCUACUUCAAAUUCUGGACGACAAGUUUCCGAAACCGAUCUCUAUUUACUCGGUGCCAUCGAAAAACUUGUUUUUAGAAUGGAUUUUAUGGAGAAACGAUUAAGAAAACUUGAACAAAUGUUGUAUUAUGUGAUGGCGGGGAGCAGAAUUGAUAAAGAACCAUGUUUAGAAAAUUAUACAAGAGUUGGUAGUAGUUGUUAUCUAUUUCAUGCAAACGCUGGGAGGGAAAUGGAUUGGAAAGCAGCUAGUUCUUAUUGCAAAAAACAUGGAAGUACAUUAGCUGAAAUGGAAACUAUUGAGGAGAAUCAAGAUAUUGUUGGAUUUAUUCAAUCUACGCCCAAUCUAAGAGGUAAAGAUUUUUGGACUGGAGGUUUAAAUCCGGGUUUAUUAUGGAUAUGGAGUAACAGUGCUCGACCAGUUUCAACAGCAACCUCUGGCAAUAAGAAGAAUCCUUCAGCACAAGAAAUAAUUGGAGAUGGAAGGUGUUUGCGUCUCGCUUAUGACACGGCAUUGAGAUCUUAUAAUUAUAAAGGAUCAGAUUGUUCUGUUCGAUAUGGAUUUAUUUGUGAGGUGAUAGAUAAUACCGGAAGUAACGAAAUAAGUAGGAUCGGAAGGAGCAAAAACAUCCUUUUAGAUGAACUGUAAAGAUUUAUUCUUAAAGAUAAUCAUCAAUUUGUAAUUUAACAAUUUAAUUAAAUAAAGAUAACUUUAAUGAUUAA
Molecule: messenger RNA, 1391 nt
Organism: Onthophagus taurus
Lineage: Eukaryota; Metazoa; Arthropoda; Insecta; Coleoptera; Scarabaeidae
Source: RefSeq, a predicted model, not a curated record